Messenger RNA from Emiliania huxleyi CCMP1516, 2166 nucleotides. RefSeq lists its product as hypothetical. The coding region runs from base 9 to 2009 and encodes 666 amino acids. The transcript is spliced from 15 exons. The record is from RefSeq and is a predicted model, not a curated record. Lineage: Eukaryota; Haptophyta; Isochrysidales; Noelaerhabdaceae.
UCCUGGUCAUGGCUAUUCCGCCUCCGCCGGCGUGUCCGCACCCGACGAGAUCGUACCUCGACGAGAAGAAGGCGAGAUACAAGUCGGAGCAUGUUCGUGCCAUGAAGGCGCCAAUCAAAGCCGGCGCUCAGGAGCGAGCUGCCACAGCUGCGCUGGCAGUGAAUGGCGGCGGCUCGCAGCCUGUGCCUGUGGCUUACGGACUGUACCGCGGCUUCUACAAACAGUUUCACGCCGAAGUCCUUGACACCAAGAAGGAGCUGCCAUUUUCGCACCUCUCUGGCACGAGCGGCGGCUUCCUGGCGGUCGCCACUUACUCCUACUCUGCGCUUCCUGGCCACCAAGUGCUCGACACGGGCCGAGAGACCGAGCCGGCGAAGAUCACAAAGGCGGCGAUUGAGAACCCGCCGACCCCGUCCUGCGGCCAGAUGGGGUACGUGGCCAGUCAACUCGGCCUCGGCUCAGGCCUUUGCUCGGUCUUCUUUUCCGCCAUACCCGUCUUGGUCGGCGUUUUCGUGUCGGCCUCUGUUGGCGUUUGCGCCCGCGCUGUAACCUGCGGCAAAUGCGUCGGCGGUGGCUGCUGGCCAUUCGCGAACACCGUAUCGAGCUGGUUCAUCGCUUUCUUCUACAAUUACUUUGUUGGCCGGAUUGGCGCGCCGAAGCACGACACGCCAACAGGGCUGGGCAAGAACAAGUACACGGCGAGCGUGGAUGGCGUGCAGGCACAGAUUGAUGCGCUCGCCACGGACGGCGUUGUGGUCACCCAGGAGGACUUCAACAUCCCACGCGGGCUUGCGCCCACGCCGCUGGCUACGUUUGGGAUGGCCCGCCCAACCGGCGUCUCGUACCGCAACUUCGAGGCGCCAUUCGACAAGUGGUCCACGGAGGCGAAGAACGAGUGGCUCUGCAAGCGCGACAGCCCGCCCACGCACGGCGCUACGGCGGCGUCGAUUGCGAAGCAGCACCGCGACCAAAGCGCCGGCGAGCGCGUCUCGCCACCAGUGCCUCGUGCCUUGGCUCGCCACCCCGGACAGCGUCUGGACACCUUACCACGGGUGCACGAUGCAGUUCGGCUGCCAGUGGCCGUUCGAACCGACAUUCGCUUCGCCUCUAUCCCACCGGGCCAGGUCCUCAACGUCGAAUAUGUCCACCCCCCCGCGUGCCUUCCGUGCGCGCCGCUCUCAUCAGGCUCCCGAGCUGUUCACCGAGUCGUGACACGCUCCAAGCUGUCCAUCGAGGCCCUCAUGGGGGGGUCGGGGGAUUUUGCCCCCAUUCCAAUCCCCACAAUACCGGCUUUGUUUUGCUUUGACACGUUUGCCCAAGGGUACACGACGUACACGACGCCGGAGGAGGACGGGACGAAGUCGCUCGACUACGCGGACGGCGGCGUUGUCGAUACCCCCGCCGUCUGCGGCGCAGUGUCGCAGGGCGCAACGAAGAUCAGCGGCAAAGGUCCCUUCGUGGCGACCGAGGGGGAGCCUUGCACGUGGAAGGUUGACCCCGACUCCGCCUACAUCCAGUUUGUCGCCCAGUACUUUGGGCAGGGACCCUACAGGUCCGGAGCCAACGACCAAUGCGACGACCUCUUUCAGUCCUUGAUGGAGCAGUUUCAACGCAAGCAGGAGAAGGGGGAGGCGCUCGUCGCCUACUUGAAGGACGACGUGCCGGUGGUGGAGAACGCCUUCUGGGGAAUCGACGGCGGCCGCUGCGUGGCGAACUUUGCCGUCAUCCUCUACACUCUGCCGACUAACUGGGCACGGGAGCUCAAGAAGCACACGAAAGUCGACGUCUUUCCGAUGCCACAGUCGAGGCGCAAAGGCGGUGGUGCCGACCUCACCAAGCCCACGUGGCGCAAGGCUGGCUCCUUCCCCUACUCGGGGUUUGCGGGGAAUGGCCCGGCCAUCUACUACACUCCGGAGGAGGUCAACCUGUACGGUUACCUCGGCGACUGGAUCGUCAGCUCCGAGUGGGACAACGGGCUCAAGGACUGCUGUGACCUCCACCCUUUGUGAGCGCUAAUUUCGAAGAUGUGUGACCUGUGUGUGUGUGUUUUGGGGUGUGUGUGGGGGUCCCGCACGACGCUCGCAGGCCCAUGUUUGGGUGUGUAGUCGGUUGAAGCCAAAGUACUUUGCCAAAGUGCAAAGAAGAAAAGGCUAAAGGGUUGCUGCU